AUAUAUAUAUAUAUGUGUGUGUGUGUGUGUGUGUGUGUGUGUGUGUGUGUGUGUGUGUGUGUGUGUAUAUGUAUGAUACAAUGCAAGUGGGUUUCCAUGGUAACAUAAGCCACAAAUAAGAAAGCAUAUAAGAAUACACGGUGAAAUCUGCAUAUCUCAAUUACAACAGUGGUUGACUAAUUUUUUCCUGCGAAAAUGUCCUACCGUGAUUUACGUAAUUUCACAGAGAUGAUGAGAGUGCUGGGCUAUCCGAGGCUAAUUUCCAUCGCCAAUUUUCGCGUACCGAAUUUUCCUUUAGUCGCCGAGAUCCUAGUUUGGUUGGUAAAACAAUUUGAUCCAGAUAGUGAUAUAUCCAACGAUCAUGAUACCGAGGAGCAACGUGUAGCGUUGAUACGAAGUGUCGCUGAAUUUAUGGCAUUGAAGACAAACAUCAAAUUAAACACAAAGAAGCUGUAUCAAGCUGAUGGUUACGCGGUGAAAGAAAUGUUGAAAAUUACGACGAUGUUAUAUGAUGCUCAAAAUAGUUGUAGCAUUGACGAAAAUCGAUCCGACAAUAAUCAGAGUACAGUGAAUUUUGACAUAUCUGAUAAAAUCAAUGAACUGAAAACGACGCGACAGCUCGCCAGUCAAUUGACUAUCAACGGGGCGACUCUCUUCGAUUUACUUGGUCGAGAAAUGGAGCUUCGAGAGAUUCGCAAUACCAAGAUUGCCAGGGAAUUUGAUACCUCGGAAAUAGAAGCGGCUCUGAAAGACGUUAUCGCGAAUACGCAUAAAGAGAUUGACGAAACCAAGAAGCAAAUUGACAAUGUCAAGGAUACUGAACAAAACCUGGAUGCCAGAAUCGAGAGACGGCGAACGGAACUCGAUAGGAAUCAAAAAAGACUCCACACCUUAAAAAAAGUCCGUCCAGCGUUCAUGGAGGAAUUCGAAAAACUUGAAAUUGAGUUGAGAGCUUUAUACAAUGAUUAUUUACAGAAAUUUCGAUAUCUGGCAUACUUGGAACAUUUGUAUGAAGAUGCGGCCAAAGCGGAGCAAGAAAGAUUCGAAAGACGACAAGCUGCAACCAAGAAGCAAUUGGAGCAAAUGAGAGCCGAAGAUUCAAGCUUUGAAAGUAUGAUGGAAGGGAACGAUUCCUUAUUCGCUACAAAUCUUCAAGAACCAUUAGUUACUUCUCUUACAAAUCCAGAGACCGCAACGGAAAAAUCUGGUCAAUCAGCCCAUGUCAAACCAAGCACUGGAAAAACAUCGAAGAUGCAAUAUACACAACGGCGCAUUUACGGAAGCAUGUCUGGACGGCAAAGGGGUACGAUUCAAGAAUCAAAUGACAGCGACGGCUCGUUGGACAGCGAUAGCGACUUAUUAAUUGAUGGUGAUCUUGACGAUGACGAUGACGAUGAUGAUCUUUUGAACUCUGUAGGUGCACCGGAUAUCAGUGGAUAUGAUCUUAAAGCCGCCCAAGAAAAGCGAUCUGUUAGUAAGAUAGACAGACAUUCGGACGAUGAUUUUUAAUCAGUAUAAUGUCUCUCUGCUAAUCGUCAGCAUGUUUUUUAUAAUUGUAAAUAGAAAUUGUAUAUAUGUUAGAAAAAAAUAUAUUUAUAAUGAGAUAUAUAAAGCGCAGCAUAUAGAAAUAAAAAUAUAAUUUAUGAUUUUAUAUAUAUAUAUGAGUGAGUAUUUUUGAAAGUAGGAUACAAUAAAAAAAAAGAAAAAAAACGCAUUUUUUUUGUAUUUAAUAAACAGAUACCGCACACAAAAUGAGUUCUAACUUAUUUCUCCAUGUAAUCUGCAAAUAGAUUUAGGCGUUUAUCUCAGCAUGUUACCAGUUUUGAACUUUCUUGUAUAUGCAUU
This is a messenger RNA of Cataglyphis hispanica, 1845 nucleotides long. It is a transcript of the gene Cluap1, whose product is annotated as clusterin-associated protein 1. Bases 196 to 1509 code for a protein of 437 amino acids. Gene Ontology annotation, cellular component: intraciliary transport particle B; cilium; centrosome. Gene Ontology annotation, biological process: cilium assembly. The record is from RefSeq and is a predicted model, not a curated record. The transcript has 6 exons. Lineage: Eukaryota; Metazoa; Arthropoda; Insecta; Hymenoptera; Formicidae.